UCAGCUCUUUGGCAGCAGCCUCCUCCCCCUCCACACUUAUCAUGGACCCAUCUCACAUUGUUCUGUCGCUACAUUGAGCAUCAGCGGUAGGAUUUAUACGCGACCUGACGAAAUUCCGCGAGUUCCCUUUUUGGCGUGGACAGCGCAGUGUGCUUCGCUCCAGAGGAGAGGAUAAAACUCCCGCUUUUCAGAGAAGCGCAAGACAAAGACAUGUAUCACUGGCUGCUCUACGUGUUUCUGGGUGUCUGUUCAGCUAUUGGACCCAGUAAACAGGACGAAGAGGACUAUGAAGAUGUACCCAUAAAUAAGACCUGGGUGUUAUCACCAAAGGUCUAUGAGAGCGAUGUAACGCUGAUCCUUAAUAAACUGCUGCAAGGUUAUGACAACAAACUACGGCCUGACAUUGGAGUGAGGCCCACAGUGAUUGAAACAGCUGUGUAUGUCAACAGCAUUGGACCAGUGGACCCUAUCAACAUGGAAUACACAAUUGACAUCUUCUUUGCCCAGACAUGGUAUGACAGCCGUCUGAAGUUCAAUAGCUCGAUGAAGCUGCUCAUGCUCAACAGUAACAUGGUAGGCAAAAUAUGGAUUCCUGACACAUUCUUCCGGAAUUCCCGAAAAUCAAAUGCCCACUGGAUCACUACUCCCAACCGCCUCCUUAGGUUGUGGAGCAAUGGGAGAGUCAUGUACACAUUAAGGUUGACUAUAAAUGCGGAGUGUUACCUUAAGCUGCAUAACUUUCCAAUGGAUGAGCACUCGUGUCCACUGGAGUUUUCAAGCUAUGGUUAUCCUAAAAACGAGAUCAUGUAUCGGUGGCAGAGACGAGCAGUAGAGGUGGCGGACCAGCGGUACUGGAGACUCUACCAGUUUGCCUUUGUGGGGUUGAGGAACACCUCUGAUGUCGCACACACGCAGUCAGGGGAAUAUGUCAUCAUGACAAUCUUUUUUGACCUGAGUCGGAGAAUGGGUUACUUCACCAUCCAGACCUACAUCCCCUGCAGCAUGAUUGUGGUUUUAUCCUGGGUCUCCUUCUGGAUUAACAAGGACGCCGUCCCAGCACGAACAUCUCUAGGCAUCACUACAGUGCUUACCAUGACGACUCUCAGUACCAUCUCCAGGAAGUCCCUGCCAAAGGUUUCCUACAUCACCGCCAUGGACCUUUUCGUCUCUGUCUGCUUCAUCUUCACCUUUGCUGCUCUUAUGGAGUAUGGCACUUUGCACUAUUUCACCAGUAACAGACAGACAAAGAAGGCUAAAGCCAGCAACACACAGCAGAAAGCAUCAAGCAUGGUGAAUAUCCGACCCGGCCCGUCGCUGUUGCAGAUGAAUAACAUUGUACCCUAUCAUGGGGAGGAUGAUUAUGCUUAUGAGUGUUUAGAUGGAAAAGACUGUGCCAGCUUCUUCUGCUGCUUUGACGACUGCCGUUCAGGUGCCUGGCGUGAAAACAGGAUGCACGUGCGAGUUUCCAAGAUCGAUUCUUAUUCACGAAUAUUCUUUCCUACUGCUUUUGGCCUUUUCAAUCUGGUUUAUUGGAUAGGUUAUUUAUAUUUAUAAAACUGGCACCUCAAAGGACAACCGGAGUGUAUCAUAUACAAAAUUUCCCAGAGACUGAGCUACUUGUAUAUAGUUAGAAAUAGGGGGUAGUCAUUUUAACGGCUUACUGUUACCAGCCGUCCGAUUCCAGCAAGAUGCAAAAGUUGAAAUGGGAAAAGAACCCUGAAUUUCAUUGAAACUAUAGUUGUGGACAUUUGGAAUUACAUCAAAUGUUUGCACAGGUUAAACUCAAGAGGACACGGAGGAGUUUUUGGCGUCACUUUUUAAUAUAGUUUGUUUAUUCCUUGCCGCUGUGCUAUUGACAUUGUAAAGUAGGAAGAAGAAGGUGCAUUGUAGCUGUAAUAUAUAAUGGCAAACUAUUAGAUUUUUUAACUCAUUUAGAAAAGCCAGUAGCUCUUAUUAUAUAACUAAAAUGAUUGUAAGCAGGUCAGCAGCCAAUAUUUGAAAUAUCAGCAGUGUGUUUGAGAAAUCUAUGGUCCUAUUGGUCGUUACAAAUGACCACAGAGCGUGUGGUUAAAUAGCUGAAAAACUGGAGCAUUAUGAUCGGUGAGGUCAACUGGACCAGCUUCUGUUCAGAAUCUAGAAGGAUAAAUUUGUAGUAUUGGCCAAACGUUGAGUUGUCGAGAAGUGGUCGUUUUUACAGAGGCCUGAUUUUAUAUUAUAACAUCAUAAAGAUGAUGCACUGCUGAAGGCACAAUUCUGAAUUUAAAGGAAGAUACAAACUAGACUUGCAUUUCCUUUUAUACAUUUUUGCUGCGUAUAAAACACAGUGUGACUUUUGCCGCAUGACAAACAGCAAUGUCACUGAAACGUUUUCAGUAAUAUUGUCUUAGAGUUACAACAUUUUCAACAAAGUUUUAAUGGCAGCUUUCAACAAUUUAAAAAAAUACAAUACACUAGAUUUUUACUUACAGCUUGCUUUGUUUCAUAUUUUUCCUCAGAAAUGACUGAGGCUCAUAAAUCUUGUAGCUAUCUAUUUUGCAGUGAGGUAGAAAGCACUAUUCACCAUAUAUCACUGUUUAAGUCACGCCAGUGGAAAUUUGGACUCCUGUUCUCAAAAUUAUGAUCUUAAUAUUUUGGACUGUUGUUCUGCAAUACUCAAAUCAAAAUUAGGGCUAUGGCUAAAAUCAUUCACUACUUGCUGGAUAUUGGACUGUACAGUAAAUUUCUCAUUUUGUAGUGCUGUCUGGGGUACGGAGAGAAGUUACCCUUGAAAGUUGUGAUAUGAUCCACGAGCGUGAACUAAGAUUUACAAAUCAGCGAUUUCUGUGGAACUCCACAUACAGACACAAAGCAAUGUGACCACACAGCUGGAGCUGAACGUAAUAAACUGUGGAAAAAUAAUCAGUACUUAUUCAGAUUUGGAUGAACACAUUUGUAAAAUAGUUUUACGUGCGUCAUAUUUGUGUCUGGAUUGGUGUACCCAUUAGUGAGUCCACAAAAGUUACACACAAAUCACUGCACACAUUUGUAAGUCUUAGUUUAUGCUUGUGGAUCAUAUUGUACGCAUUCGUAACCAUUUUAAGGCAGAUUUCUCUUCAUGAUGCCAUCAAAAUAUCCCACAAUGCCUCGUGAAAAUAGUGUAUACCUGAUGGCCAGUACCUGAGCAUUUCCUACCAUCGUGCUCAGCACCAACAGAAAAAUGUCAGAUGGAGAAGAGGAAAGAGAAGGCGGUGCCUUUAAUUGAAGAUUCACUGUUAAAGAACUAUUUUUGGAUUCAGUGUUGCUACUUAAAAUAGCCACAUCAAAAAAACAGGGACUCACAUCCACAGAAAUAACAGACUUGAAAUCGCUCUGCAGUUUGUUCAUUAAAAUGUAUUUUGGAUAGCUACGGUGAAGAGUGACAGCAAAGGGAAGUCAGAUCCAAACCCAGACCAGCCGCUCUAAGCCAUGCGGAGUAUGGUCACCUUACCGCAGCGCUGCAGUUUUAAUUUGCGACAAAUAAUGUAAAUCAUGAAGCUCAAACUUUGUCUUUAAAAGGGCUCAGUACUACGCAAUUGUGAUGAUGUUAGCCAGUGUUAAGAUAAGUUCUAGUAUUGGAUUUUAUAUAAACAAUGACUGUGUAUACUAAUACAUUUAGGAUUGGGUAAUUUCCUACUCUUUAACAAAUGUGCAAACACAAAGUGCUGAAAUGAAUGUACAGCAUUAUGAAAAAAUACUGAGAAUUACAUGUAACUGUUGAAGGAUACAGCUUUCAUUCCUAAAAAUACUCAUUCUUAAUAAAUGUACUAGUUAUGGUUUAAGGAGCUGCAAAGACUACGAUGACCUGGAUGACUGAGAACCUUCACAGAUAUACUGUGUCUGCGUAGAACUGGUAAAGCAUUGUUUUAAAAAGGGAUUAAAACAAAGGUCAGCAUUCAUUCAAUUCAAUUCAAUUUUAUUUAUGAAGCGCCAAGUCACAACAACAGUCGCUUUAUAUUACUAGGCAGACCAUUCUUAUUCUUUAAAACAUCAGACUUGGAGAUAAUAUAUUCAUACUAUCUCCAAGUCAAACUUCCCCAUAAGAAGACUACAGAUAAUAGUUUAGUACAUUUUCAGAUACACCAAAGAAACAUUAAAUGACAUUUAGUAGGAUACUGUGUAUAGAUUGUAUAAAAAUCACACUUUAGUUUCUUUGCAUAAAUUCUGUGCAUGUCUUGUUUUGCUGUGGGGGG
This is a messenger RNA of Pelmatolapia mariae (spotted tilapia), 4208 nucleotides long. RefSeq names its product gamma-aminobutyric acid type A receptor subunit gamma1 (gene gabrg1). The transcript has 9 exons. Gene Ontology annotation, cellular component: synapse; dendrite membrane; neuron projection. Gene Ontology annotation, molecular function: inhibitory extracellular ligand-gated monoatomic ion channel activity; benzodiazepine receptor activity; GABA-gated chloride ion channel activity. Gene Ontology annotation, biological process: regulation of postsynaptic membrane potential; nervous system process; gamma-aminobutyric acid signaling pathway. The record is from RefSeq and is a predicted model, not a curated record. Bases 211 to 1554 code for a protein of 447 amino acids. Lineage: Eukaryota; Metazoa; Chordata; Actinopteri; Cichliformes; Cichlidae.